This is a messenger RNA of Boleophthalmus pectinirostris (great blue-spotted mudskipper), 2621 nucleotides long. RefSeq names its product MAM domain-containing protein 2-like. NCBI's taxonomy places the organism in Eukaryota, Metazoa, Chordata, Actinopteri, Gobiiformes, Gobiidae. The record is from RefSeq and is a predicted model, not a curated record. Gene Ontology annotation, cellular component: membrane. The transcript is spliced from 16 exons. Gene Ontology annotation, biological process: nervous system development. The coding region runs from base 1 to 2304 and encodes 767 amino acids.
AUGGUGGCCCUCGCCCCGGGCGCGCACUGCCCCCCCACGCGACCUCCGGGGACUCGCGACCGCCCAGGCACGCCACCCUCUCUUCCCGACAGCUCCCAAGGCCGACAGCCCCUUCCUCCAACCCCCCACCCCUCCCUGGAGCCCCUCCCUGCCCCCUCUCCCCUCCUUCUGCAGCUGAGAGCUUCUGGCUGGGUCCAGGCUCGGUCCAGUCCAGUCCUGGCCCACAUGUCGGUGGAGAUGCUGCUCCUGGUGCUCGCGCUCGGGGCUGCUGUGGCAGGGGGACAGGGGGCCCCGGGCUCCUGCAGCUUUGAGAUUCACACCUGUGGAUACACGUCAGACCCAGACUACAGCCCCUGGAGCCUGCACUCUCAAGGUCAUUUUGUGGCGGUGGAGACAAACUCUGCCCGGGACAGUGUGGAGGACACAGGGGAGAAGAGUGGAGAGGACAGCACACAGACCCAGGGAGUACCCAGCGGGGGGACUCGGGGGGUGCUCCUCAGCCCCCUCCUGGAGCUGGGGGAGUGGAGCUGUCUGCGGCUGGUGUACCAGGUGAGCGUGGAGGGCAGCCUGGACGUCCUGCUGCGCACUGAGGGCCAGAGCUUCGACCGGCCCCUGUGGAGCACCAGGACCCCCUCUGAGAGCUGGAUCAUCUCCAGUGUGGACCUCAGCAACACCAGCCUGCCCUUCAGGGUGGUGAUUGACGGUGCGUCGGGCAGAGCUGCAGGCAGCAGUGUGUCUCUGUUUGAGAUCCACAUCAGCCCCGGAUACUGCCUCGAGUGUGACUUUGAGGAGUCUCAUCUGUGUGGCUACAGUAACCAGUGGAAUGCCAAUGUCAACUGGUACGUGGGGGGAGGGGCCGUGCAGCUGCUGGACAAUGACCUGAGCCCUGACCACUCCUCCAUCAACCGUACAGGACACUUCAUGUACGUGGACUCCCUUCAUGCUGUCACCUUCCAGGAGGUGGCUAAGCUGGUGUCUCCCAUGACCACAGCACCCAUGUCAGGCUGCUUGAGCUUCCAGUACCAGCGCAGCGAGGCUGGAGGAAACCUGUUCUCUGUGUACACACGGGACAGGCUGGGGCAGUACCAGGAGCUCUGGAGGGCCACUUCAGUGAGCCAGGGGCCCGGGGAGUGGGUGCCCGUACAGAUGGACCUCAAAGCCCCCUACUCUCUACAGGUGGUGUUCGAGGUGGCUUUCAGCAGUGCCAGAGGAGGGCGGGUGGCUGUGGACGAAGUCUCCUUCUCCCCGCAGUUCUGCAGCUCUGACACAGAGCCAACCUUUGACCCGUCGGUGGGCAGCUGUGACUUCGAGGAGGGGCUGUGUGGGUAUGCCCAGGGCCACGGCGCCCCCUGGAGGAGAAUCUCUGUCAAACCAAACCUCUUCAGGAACGGAGACCACACCACCGGAUCAGGCUCGUUCCUUUUGGCUCACUCUCAUCUGGCUCCUGGCUCUGUGUACGUGAGCCGUCUGCUCGGCCCUAAUCUGCCCGGCAACACCAAGUUCUGCCUCAGGUUCUACUUCUCCCUCAGAGGGUAUAACCAGACAGAGCAGGCGCUGAGUGUGUACCUGCAGCACGGCCUGGUCCAGGAGAAGAUCUGGACUCAGGGAGAGAAGUCCAGAGGCAUCUGGAUCCAAGGAGAUGUGAGCUUCACCACCAGCUCCCCCUCCAAGGUGGUGUUUGUGAGCGUGUGCAGGAGCCUGUGGGACUGUGGCUCUGUUGCCCUUGAUGACAUCAGUCUGGAGUUGGGACACUGUGAGCUGGGGACAGAUCUGCUGUCUGUCCCUGCACACUGUGACUUUGAGGCGGGGCUCUGUGGGUACUCUCAGGACAGACACACUGAUGAUGCAGACUGGCACUGGAGAAAAGGGCCCACCCCCACGUCGUACACGGGGCCCCGGGGGGACCACACCACCGGCCUGGGACACUAUGUGCACCUGGAGGCGUCCCCCCUGCUCCCAGGACAGAGUGCCCGGCUGCGCUCCCCCUCUCUGCGGGGCUCCCGGGGGCCCCAGUGCCUCCUCUUCCACUUCCACAUGUACGGCUCUGGCACGGGGCGUCUGAGUGUGCACGUGGACGAGGGCGGAGAUGUGCGCACGCUGUGGGAGAAGGACGGGGAGCAGAGCAUGGGCUGGCUCAGGGCACAGCUGCAGUACCAAAGCGACAGGCAGCAUCAGAUUGUAUUUGAAGCCACCAGGGGGCCCUCUGUACGCAGUGACAUUGCCAUCGAUGACAUCCGUCUGGAGAGUGGCCCCUGCCCAGUGGAAGAGCUGGACGUCAGACUAAGUUCUAAUGAGCUGGAGUAGAUGUGGUCGUGUUGUACAGUGUGAGAGAGCGCCCCCUAAUGACGAGGGGCAUAAGAAACUCUGAGUGGAACUCUGAGGGCGUGGGACUGGACAAAGCUGACCUUUAGUAGUUUACAGAUGAGACGCGACAAACACAACCUCUCAUCCAUAGAUAAAUUAUAUACAGGACAUUGUCUCUUCACAUGUUCACAGAGACAUAAAGAUCACUCCUUAAAGUCGCUUGUACUUUACAAGAUGUUCAUGAAUUGUACAGAAAGAUUUGUUGAUAUGUAUUUCUAAACUUUCUAAAAGAGUUAAUAAAGUUUUAACUCCAAAAA